Molecule: messenger RNA, 9062 nt
Organism: Melanotaenia boesemani (Boeseman's rainbowfish)
Lineage: Eukaryota; Metazoa; Chordata; Actinopteri; Atheriniformes; Melanotaeniidae
Product: polycystic kidney disease 1 like 1
Exons: 54
Coding region: 1-8751 (2916 amino acids)
Biological process (GO): detection of mechanical stimulus
Cellular component (GO): membrane
Molecular function (GO): protein binding; calcium channel activity
Source: RefSeq, a predicted model, not a curated record
AUGCUGGCCGCUGUUGUCCGCACAUUUAUCGCGUUGCAACCGUGUUUUUGUGGCUUGUCCAUCACGGCCUCCUCAUCGCCAGGUCAGGAGAGUUCACCGUGGUUUGUCGGGUGCUUCACCGCGAGCUCCAUCCAGCUUUUUGAAUCCAAAGGUGCCUGUGACCUUGACCCGGUAACCUGCUCUAAACGCUGCCUGGAUGAAGGGUACCAGUUUGCAGCAUUGUCUUCGGAAACUUGUUACUGUAGCAACCAGCUACAUGGUCUGGUGGUUAGUGGUUGUGUCAACACAUCUUUCAGUGAAAGGACCAUAGAUGUGCGAGGAGGAAGUGAAAGACAAAGGGCUUUUUACCUGCCCCUUGGAAAUGUGCAAGACGGAAAUGUGGCGCUCUACAGAACUGAAGGACCAUUUCUGUACAACAUUAGCAUGUCAGUCUCUCCAGACAAAGUGCAUGCUGGGAUGAGUUUUCUAGUGACUCUCUAUGGAAACCUUGCUGGACGCCCCACUCAGCCCACAGACUUCUGUGUCUCCAACUGGCUCUCCACCCUUUCUUCCACCCUUCACUUGUCCGUCUUGCAGCUCCCUUUAGGAAGCUUAGCAAUCUCUUUGCUCCACGGCCCCCUGGGAGUCCCUUCCUGCAUUCCCUUCACACAUUUGAGCCCUAACAGUGUGCCUGUUGAGGCGGUAUACCAGGGCAAGUCUGUCACACUGCAGGCGUAUAGCUGGAUGUUUGACACAGAAGGACUUCACACAGUGUCAGUGAAUGCCUCCAGUGCUCACGGAUGGACACAGGAGACAGUGGUCGUAAAUCCUGUCGCCUCCAACCUCAGACUGAAUGUGUCUGGUGGUCAGAUGACCUGUGGAGAAAAUAUUUCUGUGGGUGUGGAGCUGUUUACCACCAUGACACAUCAACUUGUCCUUAAAGUCGCUUUUGAAGCAGAAAACAAUGAGGAUAAGGAGGACCUCUGCAGAACAGAACCAUUAAACAGUGGCAACCUCUCAUGGAAACAAGGCAACAUCUGUUGGCAUGGUGGCAUCUCUGAUAGCCACCACCUUCACCUCCUUCAUGUCUUCAAUCCCUCUAGCUGCACGCUUCGCCUUGAUCUUUCCUGCCGUCUCCCUGCUGCUGCAGGAGAGUAUCGCCUUGAGGCCUCUAUUUACUCCUCCACUGAUCCUCCAUCAGUUCUGCUUUCCACUGUCCUUCCACAAACCUUGAAGGUGUAUGAGCCGAUCUGUAUUCUGAGGCCUUCUGACAAGUGGAGUGGUACAGUUGCAAUCGAGCUGCGAGCUGAGAAUAAAGUGUCUUGUCGAAGCAAAAGUGUGAGGAUAUGUGUCGAGGGGAAGAGGAAGCUGUCACCACAAGCUAAAAUUAAUCCAACAUGGCAACCAAGCAUCAGUCAAAGUUCUGCUUGCAGUAUGGCAGAUAAAGCUGUAAGGAUUUAUGCAGAAAAGCAAGCAUAUCCCACAAAUGCAGAUAUAAUCUUCCUGGCUGUGGCUGACAUACAGGAUCAUGUAGAGUUUCUCUGGGACUUUGGAGACUCUGUGUCAGUCAAAACAACUUCAAGGACCACCACCAAAAAAUAUCACAACCCUGGAAGUUACAAUGUGGUCGUAGUCGCAUCUUAUAGUCAGAUGUCCAUCACCUCUGAUGUGUUUCCACUGGUGGUCCAAAGAGCCGUGAAGCUCAACAGGCUGGUUCACAAGGCUUCAGUUUUAUUCAAUCAGAUGGUCAUGGUGAGUUGCCGGGUCAAUGUGGGGACCGACCUCAGCUUCCUGUGGAAGUUUGGAGAUGGGACAACCAGACAAGGAGAGAGCACGGUGCAGCAUGUCUUCCACAGAAUAGGAGAGUUCAGAGUUGAAGUGAAUGUAUCUAAUGUGGUUAGUUGGGCUUCUCUGAGUAGCUACAUCUUCGUUGUGGACCAGCCUUGUCAACCUCCACCAGUGAAAAAUAUGGGGCCACUCAAAAUACAGGUACGGAGGCAUGAGGUUGUCCGUUUGGGAGUAACAUUAGAGACAGAGGUUGACUGUGACACACCAGUGGGCCUUAACUACACCUGGACCUUAUUUGACUCUGCAGGCCAGACCUUCCCAUUACCUUCCACAGACACACACAAACAGAGUCUCAUACUGCAGAGCCAUCUCCUCCAGUAUGACACCUACACAGCCAUAGCAAGAGUUCAGGUCAUCAAUAGUGUGGUGUACAGUAACUACACUGUGAGGGUUCAAGUGAUCCCAAGCCCUCCUGUAGCUUCAAUCCAGGGUGGGACCAACAUCUUCAUUGACAAGAAGAGUAACAAAUUAGUAACCCUGAAUGGACAGACAUCUUUUGAUCCUGACUUCCCCUUGAGCCCCCUCAGCUACAGUUGGACAUGUAAGCCAGUAAGCCUCAUCCCUAGCUCCUGUUUCAACCAAAGCAUUUCCACUUCAUCUCCUGUGCUCAAAUUUCCUGCUAGUCUUUUGCAAGACAACUUUGACCAGUUCAAGUUCACACUCACUGUUCAGAACGGAGAACGUUCAGCCUCAUUAGAAACCUUCCUCACUGUAACAUCAGACCUGAUUCGGACGGUGUCUAUUACCUGUCCUCAGUGCCGGGGAGACCAUGUGAACUGGGAUCAGUCUUUCUCUGUCAGUGCAAUGUGUGAUGACUGUAACACUCCUGAGGAAUUCAUCCAGUACACCUGGAGUUUGUACCUGGUCAAUGCUUCCUCCAAACCUUUCAUUGAUGUCCCAUUCUGUCACACAGUAGACCUCCUUACUCCAUCGACCAUUGUAGAGAAUCCUGCUGCAUCCACUCUGACUCUUGGGAUUUCUAACCUUCUGGAUGAUGCUUUUGAUUAUGAUCUGGCUGACAGAACAUCAUCAAACAAGGGCAGAGGCAGGCUGAACGUCACCGAGGAAGGAGACCCAGGGAUGUCAGCAGGAAGACUCACAGGUGCGGAGAGAUUCAGUCCAGAAGAUGACUCCACGUUUGAUCCAGCAUUACACAAAGUUGAGGGGAGUAAUCUGGUGAAUCCCAGACCAUUGGUGGUGCUCCACAAGCCAAGUUUGCUCGACUUACACCGAGACUCAAUACACAGAGAGCUCUUUGAGUCCUACACCUACGCAGGAAUCUCCUCCCCUUUGCUCAGAUUAAGGCCCUUCAAUCUGAGGCCAAGGAGCAUUUAUAUGUUUGAGGUCACUGCCAAGUCCAAGGACAUUUUUCUCGGCCGAAAUCAGCUGUUCUUAAAAACCAGCCCUGUUCCAAAGGGCAUGAUAUGCCAGGUGCAGCCUGUGAAAGGGAUGGAGUUAUACACACACUUCAGCAUCUUUUGCACUUCAGGGAGAGAGGACUUGCUGUAUGAAUACAGCUUCAGUAUAGGAGGCAGAGCUCCCAGGAUACUUUACCAAGGGAGAGAUUUCCAACACUACUUCAGCCUUCCUUCAGGGGACCCCAGUGAUGACUAUAAAGUAACUAUUUACACUGAGAUCAGAAGCAGCACAUAUGGAUCAGCCACCAAACCGUGUCCUGUCACCGUUCAAGUCAAACCAAGUUUUCUGAGAAACACCUCGUCUUCUUCCCGUUAUGAUCCUGAUCUGAAGCUGUCAGAGUUAGGUCUGAGGAAUCUGUCAGCUCUUGUGCAGCUUGGGAACAGUGUGGAGAUUCGUAACUACAUCAGUCUCCUCUCCAGCAUACUGAACAGACUCAGUCUGGAUGCUGAAGCUAACACACACGCACAGAUGCACAUGCGCAAUGUGCUCAUCUGCUGUGUUUGUGAGCUCAAAAUCAGCGAACAGGUAUCAGCGGUGGACAGCAUUUUCAUUCUAAAUGACCUACUAAAAUUUACAAGUCAGGUGACAUUAAUGAGUGCCAGAAAGAUUACAUCUUAUGUUCAGGCUGUUUCAAAACAGUUUCCUAGGUCCAGUGCUUCUGACAGCUACCAUGGUAACCAAAAGAUGCUCAACUCUCUAGUUAACCUACUUUCAUAUGAUCUUAAGGUAGUCACCAGCUGUGAUUACACAUUUAAAACUCCCAAAAGUGCUGAUGAUUCACAAGCAUUUGAGUCAGGUUUACCCACUGAUAAAAACAUAAAAGAUUUUGAGGAAAAUCCUAGUCGCUGUCUACUGGACCCAUCCAUUGAUCCUCAAGUCAAUCAGGGAGGAUCAGUUUUAAUAGAGGAGGGGAUGCAGCUUGUGGACGAUAUUCUGCGGACAGCUUCAGAUGUCUUGCUGAGGUACAUUUUCUUCUAUGAAACCAAGGAGCUCAGAGUUAACUCUGACUACAUCACUUUGAAUGCAGCUUUCCAACAAAAGAGCUCCACAUACAUCCACAGCGGCUCAACCAGUUUCUACAUGCCAGCUUCACUGAUCAGGCUUCUGUUUGUCCGCCACAGUGGACGGGCUCAGCCAAGAGCGCACCAACCAUGUGUCCUCAGAGUGCUGACUGAGCUCACCCACAGCCCUUACACCUGGGCCAAAUAUCCUGCACAGACAAGUGGCCCAGUGGUUGACUUGAGUCUGUACAAAUGCAGCACCAGAAGAAAGAUCCAUAUUCACUCCCUUUCUCAACCAAUCAGCAUUGAGCUGCAGCAGCCACAAAAAAAUAUGAGUUCUUUGUCUAAGUACAUCCUCCUGCGCAGCAAGGUCAAUUACCACAACUUUAGCAUUACCCAGGAGCACUUGCAGCAGGCCAUCCAAGUGACAGUGGUGCUCAAUUCACCGCCCAACAAGGCAUUUCCCAUCAUGCUUCUCUUCAGGAUGUUUGAGAGGCCAGUUCCCAGCACGCAUCACCUGCACAAGAUUCACCGAUGGGAGAACAACACCACACGCAUAACUCUGCUCCCAUCCUACUUUAAUGCUGCAGGAGUUGGUCACUUGGCCUUGCUAGAUGCUGAUUUUGAGAACGUACCCAGAAGAAAGCACCAGAGUGAACAAAUAAGCUACAGUCUCACAGUGGACAGCAGUCAGUGUUUGUCCUGGGAUGGCCAGCAGGGGGCCUGGACACACCAUGGCUGCAGGACACAGCAAGUGGACACCACCUCUCUAGUCAACUGCAGUUGUUACCAGUUGAGGCCACUGACUGUGUUUUGGCAGCAGAUCCAGAGCAGCCAUGACACAACUGAUCUGGAUCCAUUCCUAAGUGUUCCCAGUGAUCUGACAGUGCUGGGUGUACUGAUACUGUGCCUGUGCCUCUACAUGCCAGGCCUGGCAUGGUGUAGGAGAGCUGAUGCCAUCUCAGAGGCAAAUCAAAGAGUUCACUACCUUUCUGACAACUCUCCAACAGACCAAUAUCUCUAUGCUGUUACUGUCCAUACUGGUCUCUGCUCUGCAGCCUGUAUGAGUGCAAAGGUUUACAUAAUGCUGUAUGGUGAAGAUGGGAGCUCACAGACAAGAGAACUACAAGUCCAAGGAUCCUCUCUGUUCAGGAGGAACUCUCAAGAUACCUUUAUACUGAGUGCAGCAGACAGCCUGGGCCCUCUGUGGGGGGUUCACAUCUGGCAUGACAACUCUGGUCCUUCUCCUGACUGGUACCUCAAACUUGUGGAAGUAUCUGAGGUGAACAAGGGGCAUGUGAAGCUUCGCUCUUGGAUGUUUGUCAGUCAGUGCUGGCUGGCUGUGAACAAAGGAGAUGGCCGAGUGGAAAGGAUGCUGCUUGUUGGCACUCAUGGAAUAAGCUUUUCUAAGAUUUUGUUUCUCAAAUUAUUUGACUACUUGGCCGAUUUGCACAUCUGGAUGUCUGUGUACAGCUGCCCCGUCCCUAAUUCCUUCACACAUACUCAAAGACUUGGUGUAUGUGCAUUACUGCUGCUGGGGUAUGCAUGUGCCAACGCAGUCAUCAUAUCGCAAACAGAUGACCAAUUGCCCUUCAAGAUUGGCAUUGUCGAUUUGUCAGCUGCUUCUAUAACAUCAGGACUUAUAAGUGUAGCUGCUGUGUUACCUGCAGCAACACUGAUUUCUUUCUUGUUUCGACUCCGUGGGAUCAAACUAGCAGGCUCAGGAGUCCGACAUGCAAAUGGCAGAAUGACUGAUGACUGUUUAGCAGAUACUUUUCCCAUGAAUGACAAUAAAGUGGAGCCCCAUCUCUCCAGGAGUGACCCUCAGCAGUGGCUACAAGAAACCUGGAGGAUGAAAUAUCAGGACAUAGAGCUUCUGUCAGUGUCCACUACAACACUAGAAAAUAAAGAUAGUGAUGAAGAAUUUAUAAUCCAGCCUGAUGUAGUCAUGAGGAAGGAGGAUGAUCUGGCAUUAAGGAGCAGUGUGGGGCCAGUGCUGCAAACUUUUUUGCAGAUUCCUGAAUGGAGCAAUUGCGAUUAUAUACGUCAGAGUAAUGAGUCUGAACUUUUAACCGAGGGCUGGAAAUUUAAUGGAAACCAGAGAGCUGCGAGGGAUGAAGGUCAAACCUUUCUACAGGAGAGAGGAUUCGGUCUUACAUCGCUGUGGUGUCACCAUGUGGUCUGGGUGCUUUGUGUGCUGUUGUCUCUGUGCUGCCUACUGUUCUCUGCAGUGCUGGGAUUGAGAUUCAGCAGCAGCAAGAUUCUGCUUUGGAUACAUGCUCUUUUUGUCUCUCUUAUGUCUUGCAUCUUCUUCAUCCAACCAGCUGUGAUUCUUGCAGUGGCGGUGACUGUUUCAUGUUGGUACAAGAACAAAACUGACAUUCAGAUAUUUUCUUCAAAACUGUGGAGCCAAGAUUCUGCUGAUCAGCCAAAGGAGCAGGUUGAGCCAACUGCUAUCCCCCAGAAAACCUCAUCUUACACUGAAGAGCUGCUGAGAGCUCGUCAGCGAUCUCGGUACUUGCGUUUCGUGCGCCCGCCCACUCCAGCAAGACUGAGGAAAAGUCGAGAGAAAAAAAGGAGAGAAUCUCUUAUCUGCAAAACACUCAGAGAUUUGAGUCUCUUUGGCUCCAUGCUUCUUCUGAUGAUGUGUAUAAGUUAUGACAGCUCAUUCAAAGAGCAUUAUCAUCUCAACAGAGCUGUCACAAGACACUUUAUCAGGAAUCAUAAUAAUGUUUUUAUGUCCAUAAAAAAUCAUGAGGACUGGUGGAAUUGGACACAGACAAGUCUGCUUCAUUUGUUGUACCAGAAUACAUCGGCAAAAACUACGUUGCAUAUUGUUAUUGGAGAUCCAAUCGUGCAGAAGACAGAGACACUCAAACCAUUUCAGAGCCAGGUUCCUAUGGUGACACCUCCAAGGACAUACGAUCACAGCGGUUUCUAUUCAGAAGCAGUUACAUCAGUUGGCUUGGGCCGCACAAAAUCUGAUGCUGCUUCGCAACUGACGCACCUGCGUUUAAGUGGUUGGUUGGGCAGACAGACGGUGGCCCUGAGAGUUCAGUUCACCUUGUACAGCCCUGCACCAAACCUGUUCACCAGCGUGACCCUGCUUACUGAGCAGAGCCCCAGCGGUGUGUUACUGCCCUCUGCCAAAGUCCAGUCAGUGAGGGUGUAUCAUUCUCCUGCUGGGUGGGAUUAUGUUGUUCUGCUAUGCAAGCUUCUCUUCUUCCUCGUGUCUCUGCUACUACUUUGCAAUCAAAUGUCCACUAUUGCACAGCAAGGGCUGAUGGGAUCCUGGAAGACACCCUGCACCUGGGUGGAAGUCAGUCUUCUGAUAACGACACUAGUUUAUUAUGUCUGUUCCAUCAAUCACUCCAACCUGAUCGUGGAAGUUGUGGAGCUGCUGCAGAGACACAACAGAAGACAUGUUGAUGUUAGCUUUCUGGCAACCUCGGAACAAUUAAUUCGUACACUGCAAGGUGUGAUCCUCUUUCUUUUGACCAUAAGGAGUUUGACUGUGCUCAGGGUGAACAGGACAGUAGCUACCUCUGCUGCUGCCUUUGCACACUCUCUCACUAGUGUCUUAUGGCCAAUGAUUGCAGGUCUAAUCCUCCUGGUGUUACUAUUCUGCUUAUUGUACGGACAAAGCUCCUGGACCUUCAGUUCGAUUCCACGCUCCCUUCAGAUGCUGCUAUGUCGCCACAUGGGACUCCAAAGUGCCAGGGGCCUCCUUCACUCAGGGCCUGAUUUCUCUUACUGGGCAGUUCUCUAUCUGUCCUCCAUUGUACUGUGGACAGCAAUGGUGAUUGGUGUGAUGUCCUCAUUAGUCAAAAUGACCAAAAGGUCUCAGAGCAGGAGGAAUGUCCUAACCAUAGCAGAUUUGUUGUGCUACAUCAGACAAAGGAUCUUUGAGUUCACCGGGCAGCAGAGACAAACAGGAACUGACAACCAUGAUGAAGGAAGGACAUAUUUUCUUGAGGAGUUUGAAAGCUUAGUAGAUGAACUGUUGUUUAGACUCAACGCCCUCUCCAACAGCCUGCACCGUACUCUGCCCCCCAAAGCCCACUACUACAGAGAGAAGGACAGUCCUGCCAUCCCGUCCACACCAGAGUCAACCAACAUGGAUACACAGGACUUCAUGAGAUCACAGACAGUGAAUAAACCCACACGUGUAUCAGAUAAAGGACAGACUUCAGCUGGAUCUUGCCUGUUUGGGUUCCAGUUUGAACAUGACAACCAAAAGGCCCUGCACCAGAGAGGCCAAAUGGUACAUAACUGGCAAAGUAUUUGUGAGGCAGCUGAUGAUAUAUUAAAGAUAAAAGACUGCCUGACCCGCCCAAAAUCGAGAUUGAUCAAAAGGCUUUGGACAGAAGAUGUUCAUGGACAGAAGGCUGAGCUGUGUACUAAAGCAAAUGGGACCUGCAAGUUGAGUAAAGCUCAUGCUGAAAUGGUAGUGGAGGUUCUGGUCCAUAAGGAGCCUGGAAGAGGAGAAUCAGAUAUGUUCUAGGUCCUUAAACAUUUAAUUGAUUUGCAGUUUUCAAAUGGGUGUAUGUAUAUCCACACAUACCCAGAGUGGCAUGCAUUUGUUUUUCCAAGCUUUGUUUGUUAGUAACCAAAACAUAAAUAAAAUGUUUUCUACUGUUUAUUUUAAUGGAAUAUUAUAUGAAGGGUUCUAAUGUGUUAGGCUGGGUAUAAGAAAUAGCUUUUAUAAUUUUUUUUAUCAUUAUAUGGAUUUGCUCUUAAAUUUUGUAACAUUGACUCAUUUAGCUUCAACAAGUAAUAUAAAUGAAGCUGAAUAAAAAAAAUGCUUUACAACUA